UACAGGGCCUCGCCAGCUGUUGGGAAAGACUCUGAGACCAACGAGAAGGCGACAACCUGCUGCUGAGCACGGUGAAGAUGCCGAGACAUACACUCACGUCGCUAAAUAUCCGUAGGUUGGAAGCGAGUUUGAAGCCAAAUACGAUGAAGUACCCGUGAAGCUAACCUGCUAGUUGCUGGAUAGCGCACGUUUCGAAUGGAUAUUUGAUGCCGUUCACGGAGCCGUUAUGGGGGAGGAAUGGUAACAACACAAGAUGUUGGCAAACUGCCGCAACUUUGUGCCUCAAAAGUGCUGGCAUUCGUUACUAAGGUAACUAACCCUUGCUCACAUUGACAUUGACUGCAAAGCCUAUCGGGCUAACAGGAUGGCAUGACUCUUCCAUCCGCGGAAGUGGAAAUCUCCGGUCAGUAAACAGCAACUCGACUUGCCACAGGAUUUCAUCGUUGCCAUCGCCACAAACUUUGUGCUUUGUGACAAAGCACCAGCUAAUAUUGCCAAUCAGAGCGAACCCACGUCUAGUCUGCUAUCUCUGAUCCUAUCCGGAGGCAAUCGACAUCACAAGCCAGAAAUUGGCAAUUGAAUUUGUGAACGCAAUUUGCCUUAGGCAACUGCCUCACAUAAGCACCAAAAUGGUGGUCUGACACCGAGAAGCCAGACUCAUCAAAUACUUCAGAAGUACCAGGAAACUUGAGUCAAGUCAAAGUCGAUAUUUUCCACUGCAACUGCUGCAAACGUAACAUGGCUACACCGAAAACGAUUCAGCUUUAUCGUCAGCCAAUCAAACGCCGUCUUGAAGUUGGUUCGACAGAAGAUCGUCUGGUUUGGGUAAUUGUUUAUUGAGAGAAGAACGAUGCGACUCCUGCGGCUAGUGCUCAGCUUCGCGGUGCUGCUGUCCACGACCAAAGCCAGCAUCUUCGCGGGAUACACCGUGGGUCGACAAUUCCAGUACAUCGGCAAGUUCUGCUUCUCCUGGACGUCUACACUCGACGACAUCGCGGGGCGCAUUGCGGGCGAGAUCGAGACGGACGUGGAUGGACUCCAGGUCGCCAUCUACGACGACGAAGCGCUCUUCUGGAACUUCGUCAUGACCGACAUCUCCUGCGACUGCUAUUGCAAGGUCUCUGCCCAACACACCAAAGGCGUCUUUAACGUGACUGCCACCAAUAGUCACCACGUAACUCCGUUCACCUUCAACGUGGACAUCCGCGAGCAUCUACGACCAAGGUUCUGGUAUGUAGCGCUCGCACGUUGUGUACCGGGAGGGGACCAGUACAAACCCUCCUUCACAGAGAUCACAGAGACCAACUUUCGCAAAUACUACUUCUCCUCAUGGUUUAAAAUCCACAUGACGCAGGGAGAUGGGAGUGAGCUUCCCGUGCAACAACAAGGGCUGCCAGCCAUCUACGCAGUCAUGGCGGCGGUGGCAGGAGCUGCAGCAGCGGCACAACUUGUGGCAGUGCGGCGCAUGAGACAAAGCGAGUCAUUCCACCCGAUCAUGCGGAUUUUGACGCUAGUGGUGCUGUUUUUCUUCCUGUGCAACGCGCUGCUAUUCAUUCACUUUACUACGUACGAGUUCAACGGUCUGGGGGUACCGUUUUUCAAGUACGCGGCUAGGAUCACAGACGUAUUUGUCCGCGUGGGCACCUUAUUACUGGCCAUGGUGAUCGCAAAAGGGUGGACAAUCAACAGCGUCACACUGGAUGGCCAGAUCAAGCUUUCGUGUGUUAUUCUAGCCAUUCUCGUGCUGUAUUUGUCCAUGGCGAUGUGGUAUCUCGUGUGGCUCGACCCAGCGUCGACGUUGUACAUUUACGACUCGUGGCCGGGACUUGGCAUUUGCUUGUUGCAAGUGUGCGUGCUAGGUUGGUUCGUCAACACCAUUCUAGAGACGCGCUCCUACGAGAAAGCCUCGACAAAGCGGUAUUUUUUCCUCAGAAUGUGCUGCCUGUUUUCGGUGUAUUUCGUAGCCCUGCCUAUUAUCGUGCUCGUUGCUUCCUUCUUGUCGCCGUGGGUGCGUGAGAAGACCGUGGCUGCCAUGACGACCUCAGUGCACUGCUUUAUCUACUUGUCUCUCAUUUACACGCUGUGGCCGACUAGAGCACCACGCUACUUUGAGCGCCUCUAUUCCGUGUCGUCUCCAUCCGAGAAAGCGUCGUUGCGUGACCAGCAUCUCCCGACCGAAGAACUUUAAACCGCUCUCACUGGUAGUGAUGCUCUCCAAUUUGACGUAGCUAAUAGUUGUUUUUUUUUUUCGUUCCAGUCGAUUCAAAACACAUUGACGCAGUUCUACAUGAUGGUCCUGUUGAGAUGCAUUCUUGUCUUCCAGUACAGUGUGAGCGUUUGAGUCUCCAGGUGCGCCAGCUGUGAGAGUGCACGGAGAACUUCGUCGGUGCAACAAGCCGAGUUUGGGUCUUCUAUACUUCUGAUUUUCAAAGUCAAAUCCUGUGAAACAAACCAACACACACGAAAUUAGCAAGACCGAAACAGCAGUCUGAUAAAGCGGCAAACAAACCUCCAGGAGAUUAUCAAGAUCCGCUAUAGGCUCCAAUAUUUCGCUGACAUCCAGCGCUAGCUCAUCAGAGCGGUCUUCUUCGUUGAUUCCUGUAGGGCUUCCAUCGUUCCAGUUAUUGAUCGUCUCCAGAACCAGGGCUCGCAUCUGCGCGAUAUGACAGUAGAGAUCGGCCACGUCGGAACAUUGAAUAGUGAGGUCAACUGAUCGUUGUUGGUCUUCUGAAGGAGUGAAACGAAGGAGUAUGAGGCUUCCGGAAAAGGCUCGUAGUACCGUCCAGAGCUUCCCAUGCUGUGUUCGGCAGCUACGACGCAAUCGUGGAACCUCAGCAGAGGGUAUCUCCAGGAGCUGACGCAGGAACGAUACCAUCCUCUCGAGGCGGAGUUUUUCAAAAUUCUCAUCUUCAUCCUCGUCAUCCUCGUCGUCUUCGGUGGCAAAGAAUGAAGGGAUGGCUAUAACAAAUCGGGACGGAGGAGUUAACGCCAGAGGUGCAGCGUCAGAAGGCGAAAUUUUUGACCAUAACGCUGCGAACGAUGGAUUCCUAUGAGCAUGGUCAGUGAGUGCAGCCCACCACUGCACACCACUCCAGAGAACAGACGAAGACGAUUUUCCCUCUUUGGUUGCUCUACCGACUGGCAUGAACGGCUCGUGGCUUUGGCGGAAUGCAGCGUGAAUGGCAACUUGGCUGGUUGGAAUCUCUUCCUCGAUGGGCCGACUCAGCUGUGCGAAUAGGAAUCUUUUGUCUUGAAGCAGCGGAAUUGCGAACGACAAUGGAUCAUCCUGAGCAAUAAUACUCGCACCAAUAUGGCUGGUAUUGGACCGUUCAUUUUCUGGAUAUCCAUUUCGUGAAGGGCAAAAUACCAUCGAACACGAGACCCACAAACUUCCCUGGUCUUGCUGUGUGAGUGUAUCUGGAUCGAGGAUAAUGCUCUGUUCUCCGCGCGCUGUUAUAUCGUUCAGCGGAAAGGAACAAGUCGUGAUUGAACGUUGAUGAGUACGCACGUACAGACACAACCACCUAUGCCCGCAAAAACAUGGAUUGAGUGCCAAGAUUCUUAAUGAAUGUUCAUGUGAAUGAAUGAUGCACAACAGCAGCCACGUACCAGUCGUCAAGUGAGAUAAUAGCUUCGGGAUUCACGAAACCAAAGGAGCAAACCAGUUGUAUCGCCUGUCGAUCUGAAAAGAUCCCAGUCAUUGUCAUCGAGGCAUUCAAGUUGCACUUGACCACAGACUCCACACCUGCAAGGAGACACAGCAACAAUUACCAGUUGAGACGCACAGAUGCUGCUGAUAUCAUGACCGAUAACACGAACCUGUAGUUUCGACAAGCCGAAGUGUUUCCAAAGCAGAGUGCAAUGUCUUGAGCUGGAAGUCCAUUUGCUUCGAUUUAGUGCGCAGAUUAGUUGACUCGGAGGAAAUUUCAGCGAUUCGAUGCAAAAGAUUGCGAACCCGAGACUCACUCCCUAGUUCGGAUGACUUUCCACAUUUAUGGUUUUGUUGUUGUCCAGAUAAUGGUAGUACACUUGUUACCAUCGUGUGAAG
Molecule: messenger RNA, 4048 nt
Organism: Phytophthora nicotianae INRA-310
Lineage: Eukaryota; Oomycota; Peronosporomycetes; Peronosporales; Peronosporaceae
Exons: 5
Coding region: 851-2188 (445 amino acids)
Biological process (GO): G protein-coupled receptor signaling pathway; response to pheromone
Source: RefSeq, a predicted model, not a curated record